Sinocyclocheilus grahami is the source of this 572-nucleotide messenger RNA. RefSeq names its product granzyme B-like. The record is from RefSeq and is a predicted model, not a curated record. The transcript is spliced from 5 exons. Gene Ontology annotation, molecular function: serine-type endopeptidase activity. Gene Ontology annotation, biological process: proteolysis. NCBI's taxonomy places the organism in Eukaryota, Metazoa, Chordata, Actinopteri, Cypriniformes, Cyprinidae. Bases 84 to 572 code for a protein of 162 amino acids.
GAGAAAAAAAAAAGGCUUACAGGCAGCUCCACCCCUCCUCACAUUUAUAGUGCUUUGCCAGCAAGCGCUCAUUGAUUGUCUUCAUGAUGGCCAUCAUCUCUCUGCUCCUGCUGGCCUCUCUGCUACCACAGCUGACCUUCACUGCUCGUGUGGAUGUGGGUAUAGUGAAUGGCAAACAAGCAAAACCCCACUCCAGACCUUACAUGGUGUCUGUUCAGUUGACUAAGAGACAUACCUGCGGUGGAUUCCUCAUCUCUGAUGAGUUUGUCAUGACUGCUGCACAUUGCUGGAAAGGAUAUCCAGAGAUUCUGACGGUUGUGGUUGGUGCUCAUGACUUAAGGAAAAGUGAGAUUUCAGACCGUGUCGAAGUGAAGUCCUACAUCCCACAUCCAUACCAUACAUUCUGUUCGCAUCAGAAUGAUAUCAUGCUUUUGAGGCUACAGGAAAAGGUCAAACUAAAUAACGAUGUAAAAUGGAUAUCAUUACCAAAGGAAGAUGUUAGUGGAGAUACUCUCUGUAGUGUUGCGGGCUGGGGAACUGACAUAACUCUCUACAGGAAAAGGUCAAACUAA